CAUGACAUCAACCUGCUUCUAGUCCUGGACGACGACUUGCCGCAUCUUUGAAAGUUAAAGGGGUUUCAUGGAUUUAAUGUUAGCCAGUGAAGGUAUUUUCCCACGGACAACCAAGAGCCAUUGUCCGUCUGCGUAUGGGGUUAUUUCCAUUGCAUGAACACAGUUAAGUGCUGGCACUGGCUACGCUUCGUUGGCUUCCUUGUUUACACGUUAGCUAGCUAGCUAGCUAGCGUAAGAGCUAAUUAAUGUUAGCUAGCAAACAUCGUCACUGAUUGCAUUGCCUGUUUAAUUGCCACUUGUUUUCUUAUGGCUAUCUAGAGGUUGACUAUAUGUAUGUUGUACUAUGCAAACUGGGUCCAUGCAAUGUAAAUUACCACAUUGUUUUUCAACACUGCAACGUUAGCUAACUAAAAGUAACGGUGUCUUACCAUUAAUGUACAAUAUAAAGUAUUGACACCAUAGCUCUAUUGAGAUUUUUUAUCAUUAGGAGAUUGGGUUAUAAAAGCAAAUGCGAUAGAUGACUAUUGGAAAUGGCGUAGCUACUUAGCAUGGGAACAUCUCAUGGCAGUCCGUAGAUGUCAGGGCAGAGGAGGGUUUACAGUGGUAACGUUAGCCACAUCGCCCCUCAACUGUCUCCGGAGGCCAACUAUAGAAUUAAACAUCAAUCAGCUGUUAACGUUGGAACGUUAUCCCUGAAACAAAGGACUAUGGAGUCUGUUAGGAGUGCUUUCCACGCUCAGCUGGCCACCGUCAUGGACUCGCUUCUGGCAGCCGCUGUGUGCGAGAUCGCCAAGAUCUUUGAAAGCAGCCUGUGUGAACAGCAGGCGGAGCUAGCGCAGAAAACAGAGGAGAUCUCCAUCCUCCGAGGCAAGUUGGAGAAAGUGGAGAGGAGGCAGAAGGCGAAAGGUGGAGGUUGCGAGGAAGGGGAGAUGUCAUCAGGAGACAGAGAGGGAAUCUUAAGGCCGCAGACCCUGACAGGAUCAGUACUGAAUGUGGGGAAGGCCAUGUCUUCUCAUUCAGACCCAGCAGAAGGACUGAGUCAGAGCCUCAGCGGCCUGAAAGAAGAGGUGUCAGGCCAGGAUGGAGCUUCAGUAAAACAUGAGCGUGCUGGAUUGCAACCGACCCUGGGGUCUGUAGCAGUCCAAGUCCCAGAGGGAAGCAUUGCUGCUGGGGACCAGAGGCAGAAAGAUACACUGUCUGCCACACAAGCCAAGGCCAAAUUGUCUCAUUGGGAUCAGGGCAGUGCAGACCACAGAUCCCUCCAGAAUCAAGCCUCCACCCCUUUUCUCUCCAUCUCCCAAAGCGGGCGUUGCUCCCCCAGGCCUGACCCAAGCCUAGCUCAACCAGGGGAGUGGUUACCACGGUUGGACACCACCCGGAGUAGGGUGUCCGGUCUGGAGAACCUGCAGGCAGAUGGCACCAGCUGCUCUGAUCCAGCUAGCAGCAGCACUGGCACAGACACACCCUGCUUUCGACCAGGUUUUGGCUCAGACGAAACCAGCAACGAAGAUGACGACAGUUCUUUUCCUUUCCUGGACCAGGAGCCUGAGAACCACAACUCCAAUCAGAACUCAGUACAGACCCAAGGUGUGGGGCAUAGGGGGGCUCGGCAGGUUCAGCCCCAAGCCCCUUCUAGCGAAUCACCAUGGAGACCCAGAGAUGACAGGGGUGGGAGAGGCCCCAUAAAUCACACACGGCGGGUCACAACCUUUGUCAAUAGAGACCCUCUCCGACCACAAUCCAAUUCACAGUCGCUCACGUUACGGCAUACAAACUCUCUCAGCCCCCCUCCAGCGCCUGGGGGAGGGAAUGGACGACCUUACACCUGUCCAUACUGUACCAAGUGUUUCACCUACCCCUCCCACCAGCGCAGACACCUUUUACGCCACACAGGAGUCAGACUGCAUCCAUGUCAGUUUUGUGACAAGAGCUUCCUCACUCCCUCUGAGCUUACUGUGCACACUCGCACACAUACAGGGGAACGCCCUUUUGGCUGCGCUCAAUGUGGUAAACGAUUUGCCCGCAGCGGGAACUUAAGAGCCCACCAACGUGAUGUUCACAUGGGGAAGAGGCCCUUCGCUUGCACAGAGUGCGGGAAAAGGUUUGCCCACAGGGGGAACCUGAGAGUGCACAAUCACAGAGUCCAUCAAGGAGAUCCCUACUACAUGGAUGAUCAGCAGGAGCCUGACAUAGGCCCUAAUCCCAUUUGAAAAGAUUUAAAAAGAAAAAUGAUGGCUGUGCACUUUAAUUUUGUUUGCAAAAUAAACUUUAGGAACUUAGAAACUUAUUUCUAAAUACUAAAAAGAGUACAUAAGUAUUGAAAGGUGUUGUACCCAAAAAUAGGAAGGAAAAAAACAGCCGGUUGGCAUUGCCUCUAUGUGGCAAUCACUGACCAUUCCCCCAACAGCCUACAUGAAAUACCUACGUUCUUUUGCGGCCACAUGCAUUAACAUGCACAUGGGGCCAGUCUGGCCAUCGAAACAAAGAACAGAGCAACUUGAAUUACACAUCAGUGGUUGCGUUAUACUUUUUUGAUAUCUUCAUUAAUAUCCUCUGCUUUCCUGUUUCACCAUAAAAAAAAUCUUUACGUGAAGAGCAGAUCUCUGUGGCACAUGCUCACCCCUAUCGUGCUGCUCUGAUUCCUGGUGUAGGCAGAACAAGAGGAGAGACAAGUGGAGCGAAGUGGUCAGUACUUGUUACAAGCAGGCUUGAAUUAAUAAAGUUAUGGUAGAUUGCCCUCAGAGUUCUAGUCUGUCAAAAUGACGGACGGCCUUCAGAUUGUUCUGGCAUUGCUAAAAAUAUUCCAUCAGUGACUGAAAAAUAUUUGGCUACCGCGACCUCUGCAACACACACAGAGGCAGUGGGACUGCAUUCUCUGCUCAGGACGCCUUUACUCCGCUACAUGUCUACAUAUCAAGUAUUUGUUUGCUGCUAUGUUAAUGUGAGUACAGCCCCUUUUACAAUUUGAUAUUGGGUAAACAUAAUAUUAACCACCGUCAAAUUUUAUUAUAUGUACAAUACACGGUCAAGGUACAUUUAAUUUGAGUGACUGAUUGUUUUUUUCCAAAUAUGAUUCAAUGUUAGAAUUAUAGGUUGCACUGGAAAAAAAACCUUUGUAUUAACUGUAUUGUAAGUGGCUGGAUAUAAUCAUCCAUGAGUAAUUUAUUGUUGUAAAGAAAAUAACUUUUCUCCAGGAUGACACUAUUCCAGUUAUGUUCUUCCCAUAAGUGAAAAGUCACUGAACAGAUCUGAGCACCUUUUCAUGACAUAAAAUGAAAGAAAUACAAAUACAGGUUUUUAAUAAAGCCUAUAAAGAAAGUCUAGUUGGUAUUAGAUUUAAAGAGGACUGGGUAUUGUUAAAACAUUUUCGAUACUGUUUGCCAAACAAUACUUUUUCAACACCAAUUUUAUAAAAUCCAUUUUAACAAAAAGAAAAACAUUACAGUUAUCUAUUAAUUUAUUUUUUACUUCCUACUACGUGAGCCCUUUCUCUGUGUAACAUAUAGAGUGUAAUGUUAGGCAGCCAAUCAGUAUCAUUUUAGAUCUUGGUAGAAGCAUGCUGCAUGCUUUUUGGCUCAGUGACGCUGAUGAGAUUUACUCUUUAGGUAUUGAAAUUUUGCAUUGAAUGACGAGGCAUUUUUUGCUACUUGAUGUUAAGGAGACAUUUUGGUCGGUACCUAAAAAGUAUUGAAAUCUCUACCCAGCCCUAAAUUUAGACCAGUGGCAUGCAGAGGUUAGAUAGUACAUCCCUUCCUUUAAAAUUGUGCUUAUGUACUGCCCAUCUCCCCAACCUUUAAUUUUGAUGGUGUUGUAAAAUAGAAACAUGUUAUUGCAACAAGUACAUCACCGUGUUGUUAAAGAACUGUGCUUUUAUUUUCCAUACUGUUUUUGCAAAGUGAAAUUAAAUAAUUUACCUAUGUCCAAAGUA
Etheostoma spectabile (orangethroat darter) is the source of this 3928-nucleotide messenger RNA. Its product is annotated as zinc finger and SCAN domain-containing protein 5A. Gene Ontology annotation, biological process: regulation of transcription by RNA polymerase II. The record is from RefSeq and is a predicted model, not a curated record. The transcript has 4 exons. Gene Ontology annotation, molecular function: DNA-binding transcription factor activity, RNA polymerase II-specific; RNA polymerase II cis-regulatory region sequence-specific DNA binding. Bases 576 to 2210 code for a protein of 544 amino acids. NCBI's taxonomy places the organism in Eukaryota, Metazoa, Chordata, Actinopteri, Perciformes, Percidae.